Molecule: messenger RNA, 2761 nt
Organism: Myotis myotis
Lineage: Eukaryota; Metazoa; Chordata; Mammalia; Chiroptera; Vespertilionidae
Product: cytochrome P450 7B1
Exons: 6
Coding region: 298-1815 (505 amino acids)
Biological process (GO): bile acid biosynthetic process; cholesterol homeostasis
Molecular function (GO): steroid hydroxylase activity; oxidoreductase activity, acting on paired donors, with incorporation or reduction of molecular oxygen; iron ion binding
Source: RefSeq, a predicted model, not a curated record
CUGGCUCCUCUUCCCGCCCCGUUUUCCAGGAGCCGGGCUGGGAGCAGGGCGGCGCGCGUGGGUGGGGGUUGCGCCGGGGGAGGGGAGUCGGGAACUUUAGGACCCAGGCUCCGGGGGCCCCGCCGUGACAUUCCGGGCAGCGCCGAGGGCGGACAGCCGCUCGGGCCGGAGCGAGGGCGCGCAGCCCAGAAACCACGCGGGCUGCAGAGCCGCCGCCGCGCCGCGCCGCUCGGAGAGACGGAGCAGCUCACCCAGCGCGGCCGCGCGCACCGGACGGCGGAGGACGUGACGGCCGGCAUGGGCCGCUUCCCGCUGGAGCCCUGGCUGCAGCCGCUCCUCAGCCCCGCGGGCCUGGCCCUGGCCGCGGCCCUGCUGCUCCUGGUCCUGUGCCUGCGCGGCCGGCGCACCAGGAGACCUGGUGAGCCUCCAUUGCUAAAAGGCUGGCUUCCUUACUUUGGACUGGCCCUGAAAUUACAAAAAGAUCCCAUAGGUUUCAUGAGAACUCUUCAAAAUCAACAUGGUGACACGUUCACUCUUCUCCUUGGAGGAAAGUACAUAACAUUUAUUCUGGACCCUUACCAGUACCAGUCAGUGAUGAAAAAUCAGAAAUUAAGCUUUCGAAUGUUUAGUAAGAAUAUAUUAAAGAAAGCAUUUGCCAUCCAAAGGUUGAUGACUGAUGAUGAGCUGAACAAUGAGCUUCAUGACUGCUACAAACAUUUACAAGGGAAAUCUUUGGACCUACUCAUGGAAAACAUGACGCAGAACCUACAACAAGUUUUUGAACCCAAACUCUUUAAAACCACAAAUUGGGACAUGGCAUACCUGUUGACAUUCUGCAGCUCAGUAAUAUUCGAGACCACAUUUGCAACCAUCUAUGGAAAAUCUGUUGCUGGUGAUAGGAAAGAAUUUAUUACUGAACUUAAAGAUGAUUUUUUUAAAUUUGAUGCCAAAUUCAUAUAUUUACUAUCAGAUAUACCCAUUGAGCUUCUAGGAAAUGCCAAGUCUAUUCAAAAGAAACUUAUAAAACACUUGACAUCAGAAAACUUGGCUAAUAUACAAGGAUGGUCAGAAGUUGUUCAAAUGAGGCAAGAUAUCCUGGAGAAAUACUAUACAUUCAAGGACUUUGAAAUAGGAGCACAUCAUUUAGGCUUUCUCUGGGCCUCUGUGGCAAACACUAUUCCAACUAUGUUCUGGACAAUCUAUUACCUUCUACGGCACCCAGAAGCUAUGGCAGUGCUGCGUGACGAAAUUGACCAUUUGCUGCAGUCAACAGGUCAAAAGCAAGGGUCUGGAUUUUCCAUCUACAUCACCAGAGAACAAUUGGACAGCCUGGUCUACCUAGAAAGUGCCAUUCUCGAGGCUUUACGACUCUGCUCAUUUUCGUCCAUCAUUCGUUUUGUUCAAGAGGAUUUGACUCUACCUUCAGAGACCGGGGACUACCUCAUACGAAAGGGAGACCUGGUCGCCAUAUUUCCUCCACUCAUGCACCAUGACCCUGAAAUCUUUGAAGCUCCAGAGGAGUAUAGAUUCGACCGUUUUGUAGAAAAUGGUAAGAAGAAAACCAACUUUUUCAAAGGAGGCAAAAGGCUGAAGCAUUACAUACUGCCAUUUGGAAUGGGAGCCAGCAAAUGCCCAGGCCGAUUUUUGGCAAUCAAUGAAAUAAAGCAAUUGUUAGUUGUACUUUUAACUAAUUUUGAUUUAGAAAUAAUGGAUGAUAAACCUGUACAACUAGACUAUGGCCGCUUCUUGAUUGGCAUUCAGUACCCAGAUUCUGAUGUUUUAUUUAGGUACAAAGUCAAAUCUCAAAGAAGCUAAAAGGAAAGAAAAGAUAUCUAUCAAAACCAACCUAAACAUCAUCAGCUCAUCAAUUUGUUUUUAAUUUCUGCAAAUGUAAUUGCUUUGCUUCUAUUGUUUUACGAAGUGCUAACUUUUAUUUGAUCUGAGAUCAGUCCAGCUUGUACUUGUUCAUAAAAUAAAACAGGGUGGUGUUGUGAAACUGGACAUCAAAAUUAACAUCAUAAUAAAUUAAAAAUGGUGUUUUUAAGUUUCUACAUACUGUGAUUUUUCACAUGUGAUAGUAAGUAAAUGGCAAUAAAUUUAGCACUGUGGGAUUUUUAAAAGUCACCUAAAUUCUUCUCUAAUAUGUAAAUACACACUUUAUGUACUACUGGAAAUUUGUGCUGGAAAUGAACACAGUCUAACAACUUCCAAAUUCGCAGAGAAGGAAAUUAAAUUUCAAGGAGAUAGACUGAAUGAAAAUAUUCCCUUCAGGUAUAAUAUCAAUAAUAUCUAUAUCACCAGGGUAUGCUUUCAUUACAUGAGUUGUGCAGUAGAUUAAAUACUUCAACUUCAAUAUUUAAUCACCCAUAAAUGCUCCUUAUUACUUGUAUACUAUAGCUCAAUAGAACAAAAUUUAUUCUGAUAUAAGACCACUCAUGUUCAAGUUAGAUCUGAUAAGAUUUAAUGUAUAAGAACACACAAAACCUAUUAUAUAUUCAGCAAUUUCUCUAGACAUUAGUAUUGGUUUAUUGCAGAAACAAAUGUUGAAAUUAUUAUAGGAUUGAUUGUAGCAUUUGGCUUUCGUAUAAACCACAAGAUUAUGCCAGUAUUGCAAUUUAGGCUUUCCUAAAUGCUUCUAUUUAUAUAAACAGAAACUAGAUAGCAGUAUUUGUUCUUGACACCUCACCUUUUGGGCUUGGAGUUUAUUUGUUUUAUUUUGAAUUACAACAUUAGGUAAUAAAAUAAAAUUUUAUGUGCCAAA